Molecule: messenger RNA, 5177 nt
Organism: Mesocricetus auratus (golden hamster)
Lineage: Eukaryota; Metazoa; Chordata; Mammalia; Rodentia; Cricetidae
Gene: Prob1
Product: proline rich basic protein 1
Exons: 1
Coding region: 292-3474 (1060 amino acids)
Cellular component (GO): nucleoplasm
Source: RefSeq, a predicted model, not a curated record
UUUCCCACCUGUGAUGGGUGGAGUUGGGUCUAGCUGCUUGCUCCUUUCGCCUGCCUGUAGAUCCCUCAACCCCGCGUUCCGGCCCGUGCUUGGAGAAAGUUGGGCUAAGGGACUUCACCCGGUAGGGCCCAGGGCUGAGGUCUCUUUGCUGCCCGGACGGUGGACACUGGCGCUUUAAGACGCUCUGACCCCCCACGGCAUCCAGGCGGGGCGGGGACAGUGCCGGGCGCCACCGCCACUAGCAGGAGGCACAGUUCGGGGGAGGUAGAGCUAAGUGUCCUGCCCACCACCAUGCUGACCGCGCUCGCCCCGCCAGCCCUUCCUGGGCUCUCCAGGCGGCCGCCAGCCCCUACGCGGCGUCAGGAUUCGUCCGGUUCGUCCGGCUCCUACCACACAGCUCCGGGCUCUCCGGAGUCCCCGGACGUCGGGCCGGACGCAGAAGGCCAGGGGACUUGGCUCUGGGUGGCCCCUGGGCGGGGGGCGGGCGCGCAGCCUGUCCUGUCCGUCAGCGCCCAGAAUAGCCUCCAGCAGCACUGGUCCGGCUCGGGUUUCCCGCGAGGCCCGGGCUCCGGCCCGCAGCCGCCUCGGCCGCAGCUGCGCAUGCUGCCGUCGGGGGAGAUGGAAGUCAUCUUCGGCGCGGGGCCUCUGUUCAGCCGCUCGGACGACGCCGAGGGUCUGGAGGAGCCGCAGCUCACGGCGCCGGCCUUCAGCAGCCCCUGGCUGCCCGGGUCGGCGUCGCCUGCCUCGGUGUCGCCGCCUCCACCGCCUCCGGCCCCCGACCGGGGGGUCUCUCGCUGGGCCACCUACCUGGAGCUGCCGCCCCGCGGGCCGAGCCCCGCCGUCUCGGGCCAGUACGAGUGCGUGGAGGUGGCCCUGGAGGAGGAGCGCGCGGCGCCCGCGCGACCCCGCACGGUCCCGAAGCGUCAGAUCGAGCUGCGUCCCCGGCCCCGGAGUCCCCCGCAGGACCGUCGCGCGCCGCCGCCGCCGUCACCGCCGCAGCAGCCUCCGCGUCCCCGGCUGCUCCUGCGCACCGGCUCCCUGGACGAGUCUCUGAGCCGCUUGCAGGCCGCCGCGGGCAUCGUGCAGACGGCGCUGGCCAGGAAGCUGGGCUCCGCGGUGCCGGCCCCCGGCAACGUCACUGUCGGGUCCUCGGGGAAGCCAGAACCCACGAGGGACCCGCAGGAGACGGCACGCAGCACUCGCGCGGUGCGGGACGAGGCCACGUCUCGGCCACCCCGCCCACACGACAGCUCGGUCCCCGCCAGAGCCCCUCGGCCUUGGCCCAGCCUCCGAGAGCGAGCGAUUCGGCGGGACAGGCCGGCGCCCGGCGGGACCGAGCCGCUGGGCCCGGUGAGUUCGAGCGUCUUUCUGCAGACGGAGGAGAAGGUCCAGCCGGCUCACCAACAACAGGAACCCAAGACCCAGCCGCACCCCCGCGAGACGCCCGAUCGCACCGUCCCGAGGGCGCCGAGUCCCCCUUUCCACACCAGAAGCUCCCGGGUGGCUCCCGGGAGGCUCGCGAGGCCGAGGAGGAGCCCGUCCCCUCCGCGGCAGGCGCCCGACGGGGCCGCGCGGGGUCGCUGCGCGUCCCCCGCCCAGAACCUCUCGAGACCUCCCAGAACCGUCUGGAGAGUGAGCGGCCCGUCCUGCCCCGAAGCGUCGUCCUCUGAGUGGGGAGAUGGGAACGAGGCCGUCGAGGAAGCCCUGAGCCCAAGGAGCCCUUCCCCGCCACCCCUCCCCCAGCGGACUCCGGGUGUCAUCAGAGUGGGGAACCCAGGGCUGGAGACCCCUUCUCCGUGGAAGGUUUCGCCUUCGACGGGCGGGGACGCCACGGGGCCGGGCAGGGACCCGUCCCCGCCAGCCCUGCUCUCCGGGGAGUCACCCGAGCAUCCCACCGGCACGAGCAUCCCGCCGCCCCGAGAGAGGUCCCGGGGUCCGACCGCGCAGGGCCCGCCGACGGCAGCCACGCGUCAGGACGCCGCGAACGGCCUCGCCCGGGAGGCGGGGCCGCCCACACCGCCGGCGCCCGGGACCCCCGAACUCGCGGAGGAGGCGGCGCAGCGUCCGCUCACGACGGGAAACGCGAACGCAGCCCACGGAGCCCGGCGUCGGCCCCCGGAGCCGCCCGGAAGUCACCCCCCAAGCGUCCCGAACGACGAGGACGAUGCGUGCCCAGAGGCUCCGGCCGCGGGAGACGCGGCUUCCGAGCGCCCGCGCGUGACCGUCCCGCGUCCUCGGGACGUGCGCAAGAUGGUGAAGACCACCUACGCGCCGAGCUUUCCCGCCGCGGGAGCCCCGGGCCGCCGCGGGCUCCCCGCGCCCCCGCCGCCUGACCCGGUCCGCGGGGAGGAGGGCGACGCUGCGUCCCAAGCCCCCGAGCUCCCGGCGCCGGAGUCGCCCGCCCCGGCCCACUACAUGUCCGUCUUCCUCAAGGACUUCCUGCCGGUCGUGCCUCACCCCUACGAGUCCCCAGAGCCCUCACUCCACGCGAGCCCUCCGGACGCCCCCCAGACCAGCGGCGUCCCGAGGCGGAGAGCGGAGAACAGCACCGCCAAGCCCUUCGCGCGCAGCGAGAUCCGCCUGCCCGGCGCCCUCGCCCGGAGCCGGCCGCCGCGGGAGGAAACGGCGGGCGUCCGAGGAGGACACAGCCCCGCGGCAGAAAAGCCGGACACGGAGGAGGCCCCUCUCGGGGUCCCGGACCUCGAGGGUCGGACCAGCCCCGCAGGAGGCGCUCGCGCCUCCACCCAGAGGCCCCCUUCGGGAUCAGCAGGGACCCAGCCCCUUCCUCGCCCCGGCUCGCCCCAGGCACGACGCCCCAGCUCCAGCCUCGUCGGGGCAGCACCCGAAUCGGAGUCGGAGGCACCCCUCGCGGCUCCUGCCACCGUGGUCCCGGCGCCCCAGCCCCGGGAGCCGCCGGCGACGGCGGGCAGGACGGCCGCACCCCUGCCCCGAGCUGCCUCCGCGCCUCCCACCGAGCGAGCCCCUCCCGCAUCCCCCCUUGGCAUGGCGCGGAGGCCCCCAGGAGCCGCGCCGCCGCCGCCGCCGCCCGGGAAGAUUCUCGUAGACCCGCAGAGCGGUCGCUAUUACCUCGUGGAGGCUCCGCGGCAGCCCAGGCUGCGGCUACUCUUCGACCCCGAAAGCGGGCAGUACGUGGAAGUGCUGCUGCCGCCCUCGCCCUCUCUCCCCCGGCCACCACCACGACAGGCCUACUCCCCGCCGGCCCCGGGGCCCGGCCUCUACCCGCCAGCCUACGGGCCAAUCCCCGGCUCCUCGCUGUCGCCGCCGUCCCCUAACCUGCCACCCCUUGGCAGCCUCCAGCCACCCUGGGCCCCCGAGGCUGGUGCACUGGAGGGGAUGUACUACGUGCCCUGGAGCGGGACCCCCAGUCCGGCUCCUCCACCGAUGCUCUUCUGUGCCCCGGCCUCCAGCUGCGGUCCCAUCCAGUCCAGCAAGGGUUCGGUGUUUCCUUUGUGAAGCCUCAGGUCCCGAUCCCCGUUGGAGUUGUGUACCCUAGAAGGCUUUGGAAGUCCUGGUUCCCAGUCUUUUAAUAUAUAUUUUUUUCCCCUCCAGUCAACUCUUUGGCUAGUUCCAGCCAGUCCACCAAACCAGAAGUGACCUUAAGAGACUGUGUCUGCUACCUGGGCUGAUAGUGCCUGACUGCCUCCACCACCACCACCCCCAAAACGUGGAUCCCUUUCCCAAACCUUCCCAGGGUGUGAUGUAUUUGUGUAUGUGUGUAAGCAGGCAAGCAAGUAUGUCAAAAUGAGACCACUUAAGAAAUGUCGAGGGCGGGGUGGGGGGUGUCCCCAGAGUAGCAGCCAAGGGCUGCCUGUGGUGCUGCUGCUGCUGGUGGUGGUGGUUGAGCUGUUUGUUAUCUCCCUAACCCCGGGCCCAGUUGAGUGGAGCAAGACAGUGUUUGCUGCAGAGAUGGAGGGGAUGGAUGACAGCCAUCAGAUCUGGAUUUGAGCCUUGUCCCAGGAGGUUACAGGAAGAAGGCAGUGUGACACACACACCCCAAAGCCAGCUGGGGGGCUCAGAGUGGCGGCUUUGAGGACAGUAAAUGGGGGUGGAGCAUCGAUGUCGUUUAAGGAGAUGCGGAGGUGUACAGACAGAGUGGGAUGGCCCAGGAUUGCCGUGGUCCCUGCGCAGACAGCCAAAGGGACAGAAAGGCCUGCAGAAGAGGUCUAGGAAGCAAGGAAGGGGGGGAGUGACAUUAUUCUUUGGGCUUUCAGUUUUCUGGGGGUGGCCAAGGACAAGUGGGCAAGUGGUAAAUUAAAGACCAUCGAGUGAUCAGCAAACACUUCUCUCGGCUGGCCGUUCUUGAAGACUGACAGGGCAAGAAUCUAGAAAAACAAAUUAGAUUUCGGGAACUGUGGUUGUUUAAGCAGGAUGGAGGGGCUUUAUAAAAUGGUGUGACCACAGCCCACAGUCCACGGCGUGGAGCCCAGCUCCUCCUCAAGCCCCCAGUGCCUGUCUUCUGUAGACCCUCGGGAGUGAGCUGAGCUAGGUCUUCUCGAAGCUGUCCCCAUCCCACCAGAGGGCCCUGACACUUAGCUGGUUCCAUUAUCCGUGCAAAGACAACAGUGCCCACACAGGGACUGACCCUUCAUGCUGCUCACAGCACAAGAAAGACCCUAAACCCAUGAUCCACCUGCCCUGAGCCGGGGGUAAACCGAGUACCGUCUCUGUGAGGUGGGUGUUAUCUCGGUGUAGAUUUGGGCCUAAAAUGACUGAACCUUGCUGGAGGGCUGUUUGGGGAGGGACGUUCCCACUAGAAGCAGGGUGUGGUUCCAAGGCUAUGCAGCCAAGAUCUCCUGGACCCUCUAUACACCAGGAGCCUUGCCCUAGACUGGAAACCAGCCAGAAUACUGAGUCAGAAUGACCUGGAUGUCUCUACCACAGACGCUGAUCCCAAUGGCAUAGAGGGACCAGGCUGCCAUUCUUGCCCUGGUGGGCAAUAAAUGGCUGACCAUGGAGAGUCACGGUGACUGAAAUAAUAACUAGUAUAUAAUCCUUAUUUCCUGCUGCCCCCUUAAAAAACAAACAAACAAACAAACCUGGAAUGGUGAUACCCAAUACGUGGGAGGCAGAGGCAGGUGGAUAUCUUUGAGUUCUUGAUCUACAGAGUCAGAGCUGUCUCCAAAAAAAAGCGAUAUAAAUAAAUAACACUUAAAAUA